CCACCCUAAUCCACCCACUUCAAAGAUACAAUUCCAAAAAUAGUAUUCAAACUUAAAUACUACACUGACUGUAUCGAUCGAUGAAGAUUUGAUUCUCAACCAGCUCAUUUUUGUACUUCUCUUAUACCACCAGGGGUCCAACUUUCUCAAUCCAUCUGAGCUCUCUUCCUCACGCUUCCUUCCAAAACCGUCGUGUUGAGAUCACUGAAUCCUUUCAUCUAAUCCCAUUCUCAUUCUCAGAUUCAAACUCAAAGAGAUGUCCACACCAACUAAUUCCACUUCUUCUACUAAAGUUGCUGCUCAAUCUCUUCUUGACCCGAAUCACAAGAAUCCAUUUGAAUUCGAUUCCACUGAUCCGCUAGUCCUAUUCAUCAUCCAAGCGGUCAUCAUCAUCACACUUAGCAAUGUACUUGGCUUCUUCUUCAAGAGGAUUCGUCAACCCAAAGUUAUCUCUGAAGUCAUCGGGGGUAUCAUCCUCGGGCCGACGGCAAUGGGUAGAAUCCCUAAUUUUACCAAUACCAUCUUCCCUGCUAUCUCACUACCCUAUCUCUCGCUCGUAGCAAAUAUUGGACUUGUACUGUUCCUCUUCAUCGUUGGCCUAGAGGUGGACUUCAAGUUGAUGCUUAAGAACUGGCGCUCAGCUACGGGAGUCGGGUUGGUCGGGCUUAUCGUGCCCUUUGCUGUCGGUGCCGCCGUUGCCAAAGGUCUCUAUGGACGUUUUGUGGAUUCGAGCGUCGUCAGCUUCAGUCAUUUUCUUCUCUUCAUCUGUGUCGCUUUCGCCAUCACUGCUUUUCCGGUACUGUGUCGGAUUCUUACCGACUUGAAGUUACUUCAAAACCAUGUUGGUAUCUCCACCCUUGCUGCAGGUGUUGCAAAUGAUGUCAUCGGUUGGGUCCUUCUUGCUCUCGCCGUCACCCUCGUCAAUUCUGGGGCAGGUAUCACUGCUCUAUAUGUGAUGCUGGUUGUCUUCGGUUGGGCUCUCUUCCUCGUCUUUAUCGUCCGUCCAGUUUUCAUUGUCAUUGCUCGUCGAUCGGGCAGCUUUGAGGGCGGUCCGACCCCAGGCAUCACCUGUCUCGUACUGCUGAUGACUUUUGGUUCGGCUUGGUUCACCCAAGUUAUCGGAGUUCAUGCUAUCUUUGGCGGUUUCCUUAUCGGCGUUAUAAUGCCUCACGAUGGGGGCUUUGCCAGCGUUUUGGCUUCCAAGAUUGAGGAUCUCGUGACUGUCUUUUUCCUGCCCCUGUAUUUUACACUGUCGGGACUCUCGACAGAUUUGGGCAAGUUGAAUGAUGCUUCUAUUUGGGGCUGGACUAUAUGCGUGCUGAUUACAGCACAAGUGUCGAAAUUCGUUCCUUGCUUCGCAAUGGCAUUGUGGAGUGGAAUGGAUUGGCGAGAGAGUGGUGCGGUUGGCAGUUUGAUGGCCUGCAAAGGGUUGGUAGAGCUCAUUGUCUUGAACAUUGCUCUCAAAGCCGGAGUCCUUAACCCUCCCAUUUUUGCGAUGUUUGUAUUGAUGGCGGUGGUAACUACCUUUGUGACAACUCCUCUCUGUCUUGCUUUUUACCCCGAAUCUUAUCGGGAGAAGAAGGAACUCGCCAAACUCGCAGGACAGCGCUCACUCACUAUGGGCCUCAAGCCGAGCGAUUCCGACGCUGACACGGACGUACGCUCAAACAUCUUGGUUGUACUCAAUCGUCUAGAGCAAUUACCAAGCAUCAUGGCCUUCGUGAAGCUUCUCCAGCCGUCUACUAAGCCUGGAUGGUCUGCAAGACCUCACAAGGCUUCAUUUCCCGGAGCUUCUUCUGUAUCCGAAAAGGCUAUCGGUAUGGCGGCAGGAGAUGAUAAAUAUUCUACGGAUGUAUCCGAGGUCGCCCCGGCCGUUCCAACUGUGCCCCAGGCUUCCACGCAACUAUCAGUACUCAGAUUGCUCGAACUCAGUGAACGUACCUCGGAUGUCAUGAAGGCUAGCGAAAGUGAAGAAACGGCAAAAUACGAUGGAUUAUUGAACGUCUUCAAGACUUUCGCCAAUCUUAGUGGAAUUGAGGUUGCACAAGCAAAGAUGUCGAUUAUCCCGGAGGACAGUUUUGUGAAGGAGAUUGCUCAAACGGUCGAUCAUGUCGGAUCUCAACUUCUUCUAUUACCUUGGUACCUCGAUUGCAACGGGAGCCCUCAGACUGCUAGCUUCAGUUCCAACCCCAUCGAGAACAUGCUGUCGGGUAAACUCGAAGGCUCCCCGCUUUACGCUGCACUCGUCCGUGCUGUCUUUGCUGAAUCGGCGUGUGACGUGGGACUUUGGAUCGACCAAGGCACCUGUGCCGGCUUACCUCUCCACUCCAGCCAUCACACCCACCUUUUCUUUGGUUUUAUGGGCGGGCCUGAUGAUCGAGCUACCCUCCGACUUUUGGUACAGUUCUGCCAUCAACCUACUGUGACGGCCACGGUUGUCAGGGUAUUUCGGGCGGCCGAGCCAACUUCGGAGGACAAUCCAGAACUUGCCAAUCGAGUCAUGGCAGAGGAUGUGACACACAGUCGUCGGCUGAACGAAUUGACUAUGCAUGCUGGUGUGACAUCAAACGAUACGGUUUACGGUAACACCACCGCGGCGGGACGACUUCAGUCUGAAACGGCCGAUAAUCUCCUUUGGCACAGUUACUUCGGUCCUGAGUCUGAGCAGACCGACGGUACUCAACGACACAGAAGCUCAAGCCGAAUUGAGGCCCUAAGUAGGAUCACAUCCGAGACGGUCUCCAGUGCAGUUCCCUUGCACACAAUCAUGAAACGUGCACAGAAGACCGUGGCAGGUUCGUCAAGCUCAGUGAUAGUGAUGACAGGUCGAUCAAGGCGAGGAAAAGACAGUCAUACAGCCGAGUUGAGUCAAUUCCUGAAAUCGAAGAUGGAGGAAAAGAGCGAGUCCAGGGACAGCCCGACAUCGGAGGUUACGCCUGUUGUUCAGCAACUCGGGGUGAUUGCUUCUUCCGAAGUUCGAAAGAGUCUAGGGGAUGUAGCCAGCGGAUUGAUGGCAAGUGGAUUAGGAGUCAAUAUGUUGGUAAUACAGGCAGCAGUUGGCAAGUCGAAUCAAUUAGAUGAAAGAAGGCCUAGUCUGUUGACCGGGUUCUUUGGAGGCGGAAAAACAUCCACUCAUGAUCAUGAUGAAAAGGUCGCAUGAACGAUUUAUAUCACUAUCUUUUCUCUUCAUCUUUUGGGUUUUUGUGAUCUUUCUUUGGGGUGAUAAUGCCCAUGUUGCAGCGGCAGAGUGUGGUGGCGGAUGGACACAUCAAUUAUGAUGCAGUUCCUUUUCAGAACAAUAUAUCAGUACUAUGUGUAAAACAGUUCCAAGGAUUGAAAAAGUCUUAGCAAUUUUUUGUCUGUGUUUUUAAGCGACUUCUUUUUCUCUGUUUCUUUUUUGAUUAUUUGGCUUGCAAAAAUUAGGAUAGCAAUUUUCUCUCUAUCUCUCUAUUAAACUAGUCUUCUUUUUGCUUAGUGUUUAUUCUUAUGUCUCAUUUUUUUUUUGAGAAAUUGAACAAAUCUUUUUUGUUUGUUUUGCACGUUUCUGAUGUAAGUAAUAUCUGAUUUAAUGCAAAUGAAACCCUGGAGAUGGCACAUUCAU
Messenger RNA from Melampsora larici-populina 98AG31, 3601 nucleotides. RefSeq lists its product as uncharacterized. The transcript is spliced from 12 exons. Gene Ontology annotation, molecular function: antiporter activity. The record is from RefSeq and is a predicted model, not a curated record. Lineage: Eukaryota; Fungi; Basidiomycota; Pucciniomycetes; Pucciniales; Melampsoraceae. The coding region runs from base 257 to 3160 and encodes 967 amino acids. Gene Ontology annotation, biological process: proton transmembrane transport. Gene Ontology annotation, cellular component: membrane.